This is a messenger RNA of Miscanthus lutarioriparius, 585 nucleotides long. The record is from the annotation of a GenBank genome assembly. Lineage: Eukaryota; Viridiplantae; Streptophyta; Magnoliopsida; Poales; Poaceae.
AUGGGGCAGGCCUUCCGAAAGCUCUUCGAUGCCUUCUUCGGCAACAAGGAGAUGCGGGUGGUGAUGCUUGGGUUGGAUGCAGCUGGGAAAACCACCAUACUCUAUAAGCUUCACAUUGGUGAAGUUCUCUCCACUGUCCCUACCAUAGGUUUCAAUGUUGAGAAGGUUCAGUACAAGAAUGUAGUAUUCACUGUGUGGGAUGUUGGUGGCCAGGAGAAGCUCAGGCCCUUGUGGAGGCACUACUUCAACAACACCGAUGCUCUGAUUUACGUGGUUGAUUCACUGGAUAGAGAGAGAAUUGGGAGAGCCAGGGCAGAAUUUCAGGCUAUAAUCAAUGACCCUUUUAUGCUUAACAGUGUGCUAUUGGUGUUUGCUAACAAGCAAGACAUGAGGGGAGCAAUGACUCCGAUGGAAGUGUGUGAGGGUCUUGGGCUGUAUGACCUGACGAACCGCAUCUGGCACAUCCAGGGCACCUGCGCUUUGAAAGGCGAUGGCCUGUAUGAAGGGUUGGACUGGCUAGCGACCACUCUGGACGAAAUGCGUGCUUCUGGACGGAUAACCUCAGCAUCAUCAUCGGCAUCCUGA